Nymphalis io (European peacock) is the source of this 519-nucleotide messenger RNA. RefSeq lists its product as uncharacterized. The coding region runs from base 1 to 519 and encodes 172 amino acids. NCBI's taxonomy places the organism in Eukaryota, Metazoa, Arthropoda, Insecta, Lepidoptera, Nymphalidae. The transcript is spliced from 4 exons. The record is from RefSeq and is a predicted model, not a curated record.
AUGGCUUCGACAGCGACACCGGAUGUCGGCGCCUCCUGUAAGGCCGAACCUCGGCUUAGGACACUGUCAGAAGAUGCUCAACCUUGCUAUCCAUUAGAAGUAGAGAGUACGCUUAUGAACUUAGAUACAAAUAGUGCAACAGGUUGGGAUACCAUCCCGACCGCAUUCCUAAAAAUGGCCAAGGACAUUGUUGUUCCUAUAAUAAGUAAAAUAAUUAAUUUGAGUUUCGAACAAGGUACAUUUCCGGAGGCCUUUAAGCAGUCUAUAAUCACACCAGUAUAUAAGAGUGGAAACAGGGAUGAUAUAACAAAUUAUAGACCAAUAUCUGUUUUGACCGUACAAUCGACCUUGGGCUACUGCAUUCCUGUUUGGGGUGGAGCAGCUAAGACUAGAUUCCUUGAACUGGAAAGAGCUCAAAGAUGUUUGAUGAGGGUGAUGUACAGCAAACCAUAUAGAUUCCCUACCACUGCACUGUACGAGAUAAGCGGUCUACUUACGGAAGUACACAGUGCCAUAUAA